Molecule: messenger RNA, 2207 nt
Organism: Bacillus rossius redtenbacheri
Lineage: Eukaryota; Metazoa; Arthropoda; Insecta; Phasmatodea; Bacillidae
Product: serine beta-lactamase-like protein LACTB, mitochondrial
Exons: 5
Coding region: 398-1774 (458 amino acids)
Biological process (GO): proteolysis; regulation of lipid metabolic process
Cellular component (GO): mitochondrion
Molecular function (GO): peptidase activity
Source: RefSeq, a predicted model, not a curated record
AUUGGUCUCAAAACAUGAUCCGGAUUUUGGCGCCAAUUAUUGAGAGUAAUUUAAUGUGUCAAUUGUUUCGUCUUUUUUUAGUAAUGAAAGUUUUUUAUGAUAUAAAACUAAGUAUGUAAACAAAACAUAGACGUUGAAUAUAAAUAAUACUUUCUUUUUGUUACUAGAAAAUGUAUUGAUAUGUUUUAUGGAAUCGACCAAUUACUAUACAGCGACUAUUCAACCAUGUAUUCAGCUGCAUGUGGCUUGAUAAUGAACAAAACAUAAUCAGCUGUUUUCUGUUUUCAUUGCGAAUGCGCAGUGCCGAAAGUAAAUAAACAUCACAAGAUGCACGCUUAUCUUUCGAAAAUAUUCAUAAACCGCAUGUACAUUUCAACAGUUAGCAGUAAUAGGUCUAAUGGCACGAAAUUGGGUAAUAAUUGGUGCUGCAGCCAAUGUAGUAGCAUUAUCGUGUGGCAUUCAGUACGAAAAUAUCAAAAAUUAUUUGAAGGGGAGCGAGUGCGAAGCAAAUGUGGUGGAAAGUCGUAGUACAAAACAUGUUUUGAAUACAUCACCACAGCUGCAACAUGACGAAGCAAUACAAAAAUCAACUGAAUUAGUUGAAAACUUUAGGACCGAGAUUGGUGUUCCAGGACUUGUGAUAGGCGUUAGUGUGAAUGGGAAACCUGCUUGGUUGCAAGGCUUCGGGCUGUCGGACGUGGAGAACGGGGUGAAGUGCCAUGCGGGCACAGUGAUGAGGAUCGCAAGCAUUAGCAAGAGCAUGACGAUGGCGGUGGUGGCCAAGCUGUGGGAGGACGGGCGGCUGGACCUCGACCGGCCGGUGCAGCAUUACGUCCCGCACUUCCCCGACAAGACCUUCAAGGGGGAGAAGGUGGCAGUCACGACCCGGCAACUGGUCAGUCACAUGGCCGGUAUCCGGCACUACUCCAACAACACUGACAACAACAACAACAACAACAACAACAAGUCGAACAAGGACAAGACGGAGAAGGCUGAGAACAAAAAUAAGGAAGAGAAGCCGCGGCCGACCUCAGACUCUGUGUACAAAGAGUUCCUGCUGAACCGAAGAUUCAGCGACGUCAAGGAGGCACUGACCUUGUUCAAGGAUGAUGAGUUGGUGUCCAAGCCAGGCAGUUCGUUCCUCUACACGACACACGGCUGGACGCUCAUCAGUGCUGUUGUAGAAGGAGUGACCAAAGAGCCAUUCCCAGUCACAAUGACACAGUUCUUCAAUGUUCUGGGUCUGAAAAACACCUACCUGGACUUCAAUGAGAGAAUAAUCUACAAUAGAGCAAGGUACUACACGAAGGGUAAGAACGGCCGCCUGCAGAACGCCCCGUGCGUGGACGUGUCGUACAAGUGGGCGGGAGGGGGCUUCUUGUCCAGCGUGGGGGAUUUGCUGAGGUUCGGCAACGCCAUGCUGUACUGCAGCCAGCAGGCGGGGGACUCUGUCCCCGGCUACCUGCGGCGGGAGACCGUCUCCGCCCUGUGGGAGGUGCACAGCCCCUCGCCCAUGCACUGGGGACGGGGCAGCAGCUAUGGCAUGGGCUGGGUGGUGGUGCCCGCACGCCACGAGUACGCUUGGUGCGACGAUCAGCGCCUGGCGGUAGGGCACUCUGGUGGGGCGGUGGGGGCCUCCAGCGUGCUGGUGGUGGUGCCGGCCCCGGAAAGCUGUGGCGCCCCGGCCGGUGUCAUCGUGGCCGUGUUGGUGAACCUCAGCGACGUGUCGCUGCACCGACUAGCUUUCCAGGUGGCCAACCUGUUCGCCGAGUAGCAUUGCAACGACAACGCCCACGUUUAUAUGGUAUGGACUCAAUCGCAGCUUUCUCUGUGGGAUGCUAUUUAACUUUGGGAAAGUUGGUCUGUAAGUAGAGUCCUUAUCAACUGUCCAGUACCAUCAAUGUGUUCACCUUAAUGCUAGUCUUGUACUAUGCAUAGUUUUACAUAUGUAUCUACGUAAGUUUUAGACAGUGGUUUCUGGUGAACGGUUGCAAAUCAUGCCACUAUUUUUUUUGGAACUUUCCAACUUGCUUUCCAGCUGAAGUAACUGCCAGCGGAAUGUAGCUUUGCAUUCAACUGCACACCUUGUGUGAAACAUUUUAUUCGGCACUUAACAAGCUGCCAUCAUGUAUUGUGUAAGUGGGAGUUUGUUGUAAAGACAUGUAUUGAUUUAAAAUUAAAAAAUAAUAAUCAAAGUUUUGGAAGGA